Molecule: messenger RNA, 1495 nt
Organism: Ipomoea triloba (trilobed morning glory)
Lineage: Eukaryota; Viridiplantae; Streptophyta; Magnoliopsida; Solanales; Convolvulaceae
Product: serine/threonine-protein kinase STY46-like
Exons: 5
Coding region: 1-1353 (450 amino acids)
Biological process (GO): protein phosphorylation
Molecular function (GO): protein kinase activity; ATP binding
Source: RefSeq, a predicted model, not a curated record
AUGAAUGGUAGCAGUGAUCAUACCCAACCCAAAACCGGCUCCCGGAGGACCGCCGCCGCUGUGGCCGCUAACGGCGGCGGAAAGCCUCGCGGAUGGUGUAAAGGGCUGACUGAUUGUAUCAUUUUGGGGCCCAAUAAUGGUUCACGAUACCACUCAACUGCUCCUACAAACGCCACUCAUCGUCAACUGGUGACAGAAAUGGAGAAGGAAGUAGAGAGGCAGAAGGAGCUAAAGGGAAUGUACAAAAUGAAGCUGGAAAGAACACAGAAUUAUUUAAGGUAUUGUCUCCAAGUGGCCCAAGAAAAUGGUUUCUUGGACUUCAUCAUCAACAACAAACAAAAACCUCAGCAAGAAGUUGCAUCAUCCUCAAGCACUAUCUGUAAUGGGAGUAUGAGUCCUGUGAUUAGUACACCUCCCACACCGCAACCGCUCUACUAUUCAAAUCUUGAAGCCCUCAUUCAUCAAGCCAAGCUUAAUGGAUGGCACAUUGAACCCCAUGAGAUAGAACUGCAAGAACUGGUAGCGCAAGGAACCACGGCGGACAUAUACAAAGCAAGGUGGCGCGGCCUCGACGUGGCCGUGAAAUGCAUAUACCCGGAUUUCUUCCACUCCAACGACAACGGCGUCGGCUUCUUCGCGCAAGAAGUGGAAACCCUAUCCCGGCAACGCCACCGCUUCGUGCUAAGCCUGAUGGGAGCGUGCCUGGAGCCGCCGGACCACGGGUGGAUAGUGACGGAGUUUCUGGGCACGACGUUGAAAGAUUGGCUCCACGGCCCCGGCAAGAGGAGACGAGAGAGAAGGGUUCCUCUUCCGCCCAUUGCAGAGAGGUUGGGUAAGGCCGUUGAGAUCUCGCAGGCGAUGCAGUAUCUCCAUGCGCAGAAGCCAUUGAAGGUGCUUCAUAGAGACUUGAAGCCUAGCAACAUUUUUCUUGAUGAUGCGUUUCAUGUUAGAGUUGCAGAUUUUGGGCAUGCUAGGUUCCUAAGCUACCAGGAAAAGGCUUUGACCGGAGAAACGGGAACUUAUGUUUAUAUGGCUCCCGAAGUAAUUCGCUCAGAGCCUUAUGAUGAAAAAAGUGAUGUGUAUAGUUUUGGCAUUAUAUUGAAUGAGCUUAUUACCGGUGAACAUCCAUAUAUUGAAACCGAGUAUGGUCCUUCAAAGAUAGCCAUAGAAGUUGCAGAGAAUGGAUUGAGGCCAGCACUUCCAGAGCAUGAUGAUGAUGACCAAACAAAAGAGAUAAUUGAGCUCAUACAACAUUCAUGGGAUGAAGAUUCUUCCAUGAGACCAUCUUUUGCAACACUCACAUGUGCCCUCAUAAACAUCCACAAAGCACUACUGACCCAUGAUGCUUUAUAGUAUGUAGUAAAUUUUCAUAAAUUUAUUACUCACAUGUACUGUCGAAUAUACCAAUUUAUUGCCAUGGAGGGCCUUCGAUUUUUAUUAUACAAAUUUUAACUCCAAAUUUAAGGGUACGGUGUCUCACCAUUCCUGUCAUGGA